Messenger RNA from Seriola aureovittata, 7833 nucleotides. Its product is annotated as nebulin-like. NCBI's taxonomy places the organism in Eukaryota, Metazoa, Chordata, Actinopteri, Carangiformes, Carangidae. Gene Ontology annotation, cellular component: Z disc. The record is from RefSeq and is a predicted model, not a curated record. Gene Ontology annotation, biological process: cardiac muscle thin filament assembly. Gene Ontology annotation, molecular function: actin filament binding. The transcript has 65 exons. Bases 504 to 7706 code for a protein of 2400 amino acids.
ACACACACACUCACACACACACCAUGGAGCCCUCCAGUGAUGCUGACAUCAGCCGUUUGAAGAGGAGCUUCUUCUUCUUCAUCAGUGUAAGUGACGAGUUUUAUUUGUUGAAUUUAAGACGAAUCAAGUUCAUUUAAAUGAUUUAACUACGAGUAUUGAUACAUAAUUAUUGGGUAUCGAGUAAAGCCGAGUCUCUUCUGCACCACAGUGUGUUUUGGUUUUUAACACAAAUAAAGAAAGUGGGAUGUGGUUAAACUUUGAGCUGUGGUUCGUUUAGUUUCGCCAGUGGAGCCUGAAGCAUCAGCGCUGUUGCUACGGUUACCAGCAUGUUUUAUUUAUAUGUUUAUGACCUACAACAAGAAAAUGUUCAUGUGGCUGUGAUGUGUGUGUGAGAGUGUGUGUGUGUGUGUGUGUGUGUGUGUGUGUGUGUGUGCAGGUGCUGGACCCAUGUGUGUGCUGAUGACCUGGUGACCCUCAGCAGACGAUGCUAAGAGGUGACUGACAUGGAGGAAGAGGAGGCGCCUGCUGCUGUGCUGUCGGACGGAGAGAUCGAAAAUGUUACGACAGUCAAGAGAGAAGAAGAAGAAGAAGAGUCUUUCCAGGAGACGGUGGUAACGGCGGUAACGACUCUGACCACGGUUGUUGGCACGACUACGGGAAUGACGGACGUACAGGAGGAGGAAGAGGAGGAGGAGGAGGAAACUGAUGAAAUAUCAGAGGAGGAGGAAAAUGAAGCGGCGACGGAGGGAGGAGAGGAAGUGGGGAGUAGAAGAAGAAAGUCGUUGGGGCCUUGGGAAUCGGAGGCGUCCUCUGACGUGAAGCCUCCGCUGCCUGAUCCAGCCUUUAACAGGAGGUGCAGCUUGCUCGUCAGUGACGUGAGGUAUAAGGAGGACUUUGAGAAGAUGAAAGGCCAGAGUCUGUUUGUUCCUGGAGCUGAACUCAUUCAUGCCAAGAACAUCAGCGCGGUGAUAUCUGAGUCCAAGUACAAGGAGGAGGGGAAGAAGGAGGCGUCGGUCUCUCUGUACUCCAUCCUGCCGGAGACUCCGGAGACUCAACGCGCCAGAGAAGCGUCAGAGCUGCAGAGCGAGAUUAAAUACAAAGGGAACGUGAAGACGGAGAUUUCCUCGUCGCUUUACUCGCUGCUGCCGGAAACCACAGAGACUCAGUUCGUCAAAGAGCUGACGGAGAUUCUGAGUGAGAACAAGUACAAGGAGGAAGGGAAGAAGGAGAUGAGCAGCAGUUUGUACUCUCAGCUUCCUGAAACCGCUGAGAUGCAGCUGGCCAAAACCGUCCACGAGUUCCAGAGCGAGAAAAAGUACAAAGAGGACGGGAAGAGAAAGGCCUCCUUCUCCCUCUACUCACAACUCCCAGACACUCCGGAAAUCCAGCACGCCCUGGAGAUGUCACAGCUGCAGAGUGAGGUGAAUUAUCGGCCUAAGAUGCUGGUGAAAGGAGCCCCCUCCUCCCUUUACUCUCAGCUCCCCGACACCGCAGAGAUCCAGUUUGCCAGAGAGAUGACUGAGAUGCAGAGCGAGAGUAAGUACAAGGAGGGCGGCAGGAAGAGCCUCUGUCAGAGUUUCUACUCUCAGCUCCCGGAGACCGCCGACACGCAGUUCGCUAAAACUGUGGCUGAGCUGCAGAGCGAGAUGCGCUACAAGGAGGCGGGGAAGAAGGGCGUGAACUCGUGUUUGUACUCUCUUCUCCCGGAGACGUUGGAGACGGCCCACGCCAAGGAAGUGUCCGAGCUCCUCAGCGAGGUGAAGUAUAAAGAGGACGGUAAGAAGGAGAUGAGCAUGAACCUGUACUCGCUGCUGCCCGAGACCAUCCACACCCAGCACGCUAAAGAGGCGUCACACCUGCAGAGCGAGGUGAAGUAUAAAGAAGGUCUGAAGCAGAAGAUUCAGAGCAGUUUGUACCAUCAGCUCCCAGAGACCACAGAGACACAGCUGGCCAAACAGCUGUCUGAGCUGCAGAGUGAGGCGAAGUAUAAAGAAGCUGGAAAGAAGGAAGUGAAUACGUGUCUUUACUCUCUGCUGCCUGAAACCCUGGAGACGCAACACGCUAAAGAGGCCGGGGAGCUGCUCAGUGAGAUUAAGUACAAGGAGAGCGGGAAGAAGGAGAUGUCCAGCUCUCUGUACUCCACUCUGCCCGACACCUCACAAACCAGCUUCGCCAGAGAGAUGACUGACAUGCUGAGCGAGAACAAAUACAAAGAGGACGGGAAGAAGAGCCGCUCUCACAGCAUCUACAGUCAGCUGCCCGAGACCGCCGAGAUGCAGUUUGUGAAAAACGUCGCCGAGCUGCAGAGCGAGAUGAAGUACAAAAAGGGAAAGAAAGACGUGUCCAGCUGUUUGUACUCCACCCUGCCUGAGACUCUGGAGACGCUUCAUGCCAAAGAAGCUUCUGAGCUGCAGAGCCAGCUGAAGUACAAGGCGGCUCUGAAGAAAGGUCUCGGCUCCAGCCUGUUCCACCUGCUGCCCGACACCUUAGAGACGGCCCACGCCAGAGACGUCUCCGAGCUGCUCAGCGAGGUGAAGUAUAAAGAGGACGGUAAGAAGGAGAUGAGCAUGAACCUGUACUCGCUGCUGCCUGAGACCAUCCACACCCAGCACGCUAAAGAGGCGUCACACCUGCAGAGCGAGCUGAAGUACAAAGAAGGUCUGAAGCAGAAGACUGAGAGCAGUUUGUACCAUCGCCUCCCAGAAACCACAGAGACACAUCUGGCCAAACAGCUGUCUGAGCUGCAGAGUGAGACCAAGUACAAGGAGGCAGGUAAGAAGGAGGCGAACACCUGCCUGUACUCGCUGCUGCCUCACACCAUGGAGACGCAGCACGCUAAAGAAGCUGCAGAGCUGCUCAGCCAGAUCAAGUACAAAGAAGGCGGGAAGAAAGAGAUGUCCAGCUCCCUGUACUCAUCUCUGCCCGACACCUCUGAAACCAGCUUCGCCAGAGAGAUGACUGACAUGCUGAGCGAGAACAAGUACAAGGAGGACGGGAAGAGAAGCCUCUCUCAGAGUUUUUACUCUCAACUCCCAGAAACAAGCGAGACUCAGUUUGUUAAAACUGUGUCUGAGCUGCAGAGCGAGAUGAAGUACAAAGAAGCGGGAAAGAAAGGAGCGACAAAGUCUUUGUACUCGACGUUACCCGAGACUCUGGAGACUCAACACGCUAAAGAGGCGUCGCAGCUGCAGAGUCAGCUGAAGUACAGGCAGAGUUUACAGAAAGACGCCUCCAGUCUUUUCCACCUGAUGCCAGAGACCAUCGAGACCCAGUUUGUCAGAGAGCAGACGGAGAUGCUCAGCGAGGUCAAGUACAAAGAGGAGGGUAAGAAAGAGAUGAGCAUCAACCUGUACUCUCUGCUGCCCGACCCCAUCGACACCCAGCACGCUAAAGAGCUGACGGAGAUGCAGAGUGAGGCUAAAUACAAAGAGGCCAGUAAGAAGCAGGCGUCUACGUCUCUGUACCAUCGACUACCAGAAACCCUGGAGACACAACACGCUAAAGAGGCGUCACAGCUCCAGAGUCAGAUCUUGUAUAAAGAGGCCGGUAAGAAGGAGAUGUCGUGUCCAGUUUACCACCAGCUGCCGGACACUCUGGAGAACCAGUUUGCCCGAGGGCUAACGGACAUGCAGAGCCAGAACAAGUACAAGGAGGACGGGAUGAGGCGCCUCUGUCAGAGCUUCUACUCUCAGCUGCCGGAAACCGCCGAGACUCAGUUUGCUAAAAGUGUCUCUGAGCUGCAGAGCGAGACAAAGUAUAAGAAGUCAGGGAGGCAGGAGGCCGGCAGCUGUCUGUACUCUGUGAUGCCUGAAACCCUGGACACUCAACACGCCAAGCAGGCCUCACAGCUCCAGAGCCAGGUGAAGUACAAAGAGGACGUGCAGAAGGAUUUGUCGUCGUCUCUGUUCUCCAGCCUUCCUCAGACCCUCCAGACUGAGCUGGCCAAGGAGGUGACGGAGCUGCAGAGUCAGGUGAAAUACAGAGAGGGCUGCAAGAAGGAGGCGGCCUCCUCCCUGUACCGCCUCCUCCCCGAGACGCCACAGAUGCACUUUGCCAAACAGAUGUCGGAGAUCCAGAGCGAGACAAAGUACAAGACGGACAAAGAGGAUCUGCCCAACACUCUGUUCUCGCUGCUGCCCGAGACUCUGGAGACUCAGUUUAUCAAAGAGAUGUCGGAGACACACAGCGAGGUGAAGUACAAACAGGCAGGGAAGCAGCAGGCGGCGUCGUCUCUUUACUCCAAACUUCCUGAGACUCUGGAGACGAAACACGCCAAAGAAGCGACGGAGCUGCAGAGUGAAAAAAAGUACAAAGACGAAGGGAGGAAGGAGAUGACGUCGUCUCUUUACUCUCAGCUCCCUGACACUGCAGAGACCCAGUUAGCCCGCGAGAUGACUGAGAUACAGAGUCAGAACAAGUACAAGGAGAGCGGGAAGAAGAGUCAGACCGUCAGCGUUUACUCGCAGCUUCCAGAGACCAACGAGAUCCAGUUCGCCAAAGCUGUUUCUGAAAUACAGAGCGAGACCAAGUAUAAAGAAGCAGGGAAGAGAGAAGUGUCCAGCUCUCUGUACUCGAAGCUUCCCGAGACUCUGGACACGCUGCGCGCUAAAGAGGUGUCACAGCUGCAGAGUCAGGUGAAGUAUAAACAGGACAGUAAGACGGAGGCGAGCGGCUCUCUGUAUCACCAGCUUCCUGAAACCACAGAGACACAGCUGGCUAAAGAGCUGAGAGGCGUUUACAGCGAGGUGAAGUACAAAGAGGAGGGAAAGAAGGAGAUCAGUAAGAACCUGUACUCGCUCCUCCCCGAGACGGCCGAGACGCACUUCGCCAAGCAGAUGUCAGAGAUACAGAGUGAGUCGACGUACAAGAAGGACAAAGAGGAUCUGCCCAACACUCUGUUCUCGCUGCUGCCCGAGACUCUGCAGACUCAGUUUGUCAAAGAGAUGGCGGAGACACACAGCGAGGUCAAGUACAAGGAGGCGGGAAAGAAAGAGGCCAGCAGCUCCCUGUACCACCUGCUGCCUGAGACUCUGGAGACGCAGCGUGUUAAAGAGGUGACGGAGCUGCAGAGCGAGAACAAAUACAAGGAGAGCGGGAAGAAGCUGAUGUCGUCCAGUCUGUACGCUCAGCUGCCGCACACGGCCGAGACGCAGCUCGCCGCCAAGAUGUCUGACCUGCAGAGCGAGAGUAAAUAUAAAGAGGAAGGGAUCAGGAGCCUCGCUCAGAGUUUCUACUCUCAGCUGCCGGAGACCGCCGAGACGCAGCUCGCCAAAACCGUCUCUGAGCUGCAGAGCGAGGCCAAGUACAAGGAGGCGAGCAGGAAGGAGGCGACCAGCUGUCUGUACCAUCAGCUCCCCGAAACUCUGGAGACGCAACAUGCUAAAGAGGCGACGGAGCUGCAGAGUCAGGUGAAGUACAAGGAAGGUAAGAAAGAGCUGAGCUGCAGCCUGUACGCUCUGCUGCCGGAGACCGAGCAGAUGAAGUUCGCUAAAGCCGCCACGGAGCUUCAGAGUGAGAAUAAAUACAAGCAGAAAGGCAGACAGGAGAACAGCAUCAGCGUUUUCCACCAGAUGCCCGAGACCAAAGAGACAGAGUUUGCUAAACAGAUCUCUGAGCUGCAGAGCGAGACAAAGUACAGGAAGGACAAAGAGGAUCUGCCCAACACUCUGUUCUCGCUGCUGCCGGAGACUCUGGAGACUCAGUUUGUCAAAGAGAUGGCGGAGACACACAGCGAGAGUAAAUACAAGGAGGCGGGUAAGAAGGAGCUGAUCAGCAGUUUGUAUCAUCUGCUGCCUGAGACCAAAGAAACUCAACACGCCAAGGAGCAGACUCACCUGUACAGUGAGAAAGCCUACAGGGAGGAGGGGAGGAAGGAGGCCGGCUGCAGCCUGUACGCCCUGAUGCCCCAGACCAUCGAGACGGUGUUCGCCAAAGAGCUGAGCAAGACGCAGAGCGAUAAGUUUUACAAGGAGCAGUAUAAUCGGGAGAAGGGGAAGUCCAGCUACACCAACAUGAAGACACUGCCUGAGGUGGAGCACGCCAUGGAGGUCAACAAGAACCAGAGCGAAAUCGGCUACAGAAAAGGUAAAGAGGAGCUUCAUCACUACAACACGGAGCCAGACAGACCUGACAUCAUCAACGCCGCCAACGCCGCUAAACUGGCCAGCGACGUGGCCUAUAAGAGUAACACUAAGCAGCUGGUUUACAGCGACUGCUCUCUUUUGGCCAGAACUGACAUCCAGCACGCCAAGGAGGUUUCAAAACUCGCCAGCCAGGUGAAGUAUAAGGAGAGUUUCGACAGACAUUUAAAGGGCCAGAGGCCGCGGUACAACCCCCUCGACUGUCUCUCCUUCAAACACAAACAAGCUGCUGCUGCUCUGGCCAGUCAGGUGAAGUACAAGACAAACCAGAACCAGAAACCGGAGGGAUCCUCAGACCUGCCGAACCUGCUGCAGCUGGAGCACGUCCUGCACGCCACCAAGCUGCAGAGCAACGUGGAGUACAAGAAGAAGUACGAACAGACGAAGGCUCAUUACCACGUUGCUCUGGACACGGCUGAACAGCUCCACCACAAGGAGAACGCAGUGCUGCACAGCCAGGUGAAGUACAGAGAGGAGUAUGAGAAGAACAAAGGUCGCUCUCAGAUGGAGUUUGGAGACACUCAGACGUACAGAGUGUCGAAAGAAGCACAGAAGAUGCAAAGCGAGAGAGAGUACAGGAGGGACUAUGAGGAGCAGAUGAAGGGGAAAGCUUUGGUGGACGUAGACCAAACACCUGGAUACCUGACAGCACGCCAUGCCAGCAGUCUGCUGAGCGAGAAGGAGUACAGGAAAGACCUAGAACAGGAAGUGAAGGGGCGUGGCUUAUCUGGCCUCGGGCUGGAGGACACACCGGAGCUGCUGAGGGUGAAAAACGCCAAUCAGAUCCUGAACCAGAAGGAGUACCGCAGGGACAUGGAGAGGGACGUCGUGGGUAAAGGCAUGGAGCUGAGCGCCGACGUCCUGGAGAUACAAAGAGCCAAGAGAGCGUCAGCGAUCCAGAGCCAGAGGUCGUACAGGCAGACGGAGCAGCUCAGAGAAACCUCUUACGGGACGGUCACAGACACUCCUGAGCUGCUGCACGCCUCCUACCUCCGAGACGUCUACAGUCAGAAGAAGUACAAGGACGAGGCCGAGCGGCUGAAGGGAAGUUACAGUCUGGUGUCUGAAACCCCGGAGAUGGAGCGAGUCAAAGCCAACCAGAGACACAUCAGCUCUCUGCGAUACAGCUGGGACUCCAAGCUCAUGAGAGGUCUGAUGUCUUCGGUCGCAGAGACGCCAGAGAUCGUCCUCGCCAGAGAGAACGCCAGGAAGAUCAGUGAUGUGCAGUACAGGGAGGAGGUGGGUCACGGCACCGCCGUCAUAGACACACCUGAGAUGGAGCGAGUCCGACGUAACCAGGAGAACAUCAGCUCAGUCAAGUACAAGCAGAGCGCAGUGAAGGCCACGAGCGUCGGAGUGACGCCCGAGCUGGAGAGAGUCCGACAGAACCAGGACAACAUCAGCUCGGUGAAGUAUCAGCGCGGGCUGCAGGAGGUGAGGGGGCGGAGCUGCACCGAGCUGGACACACCCGAGUACAGGCGUGUCAGGAGGUCUCAGGACUCGGUUUCCAUGGUAGCGGCCCGGUUGCCGUGGCUCCCACCAGGGCUGUGGGAGGAGCUAACUUGAGUGAUGUGGCACCGCGGUUGGGGCUGUCGCACCGAGACUAACACGCAUCACCAGAGAGCAGGGAGUGUGUGUGUGUGUGUGUGUGUGUGUGUGUGUGUGUGUGUGUGUGUGUGUGUGUGUGUGUGUG